Molecule: messenger RNA, 1596 nt
Organism: Daldinia vernicosa
Lineage: Eukaryota; Fungi; Ascomycota; Sordariomycetes; Xylariales; Hypoxylaceae
Exons: 2
Coding region: 361-1515 (384 amino acids)
Source: RefSeq, a predicted model, not a curated record
UUGAAGAUAAGAAGAAUAUAGUGCCAGAGUUAAGGUGACGGUUGUAUCGCAAGAAAUGGAUAUGUGUGCACAAACGCAGCCUUUAUAAUUUAAAUACCUACGAUUAUGAUUUCAAACGGGCCGAAGAAACUAAAUAGGGGGUGAAAUCUUGGCAAGCUGCAUCUUUGGUGAAAUUUAUCUGUAUACCUGCUUGGCAUCAAACUCAUUGAAGCCGUGAGUCACCUCAAUCCGGCUAUAAAUACUAAUAUUAUAAUCGGUGGGAAAGGCCUAUUGGAUAGAUAUUAUACGGAAUCAAGAUCAGUCGCAGAACAUUACUGAAGGAUCAAAGCAAUAAGAGAUUAAUUGUUCUUUGCACCCGAAAUGGACCCUGCAAACCAGUCGGACGAUACCCCGGAGCUGCCACAGUUCCCCCCUAUUCAAGUCAUCGAGAAUACGCAGAAGAUAGCAGAUUUGUAUGAUUCUGGCAAGCAAAUCUGGAUAAGGAGUGAUUUCGAACGGAUCGAGCACGAGCUUAUGCACUGGCGAACUCAGCCAUCGUUUAAUAUUCGUCGUGUUGAUGGGUCGGUGGUUUCUAUUAGAAAUCCGAUGUUUGGGAUAUCGGAUCCUGUAUGGAAACCGUUUGUCGAAUUCCAAAACUACUGGUACAUGGUCACGAUGCAGUCCUCAGACGUCUUCUUCCGACGAAUUCUUCCGCACUCCUUUCCUUAUUAUUCCUACAUGAUUGCAUGGAAAAACCAGGCAUUUAACAACUUCACUGCCGACGAACAGCACCCUUUAGACGACCAGUUUAAAGAGAUACAGCAGGUGUGGGAACAGUCUUCGACGUGCACCUGGUUCAAAAAUAGGCUUGCUUUCCAGAAAGGCUUUAGGAAAGUUAACAAAGUUGUGUGCUUUGCCUUGGGGGAUAUGGCUCCUAUGUCCCGCUAUGACAGCCGUUAUACACCUCAUGGUUCCGAUACGGCCAAUAAGGAAUUUAACAUGAAGCAGCACGCGGUCGCAUUGACGAUAGGGGCCGCAUUCCGUUCGACAACAGCCGCUGACGUAGAGAUUUUUGCCCAGGACCCGGAUUAUAGUCAUACAAGUAAAGCUCUCCUGAAAAGUUUAGGGAUAUCUGUCGUCGGUGAGCAUGGUGCUGGAGGCUUCAGCGAGAUUUCUGACGAUUCGGUCGUCUUCUUCUGCUACCCAACCUUCCCCAUGAGCGAAAUUAUUGCCGACAUCGCGAGACCAGCUAUGAUCAUUGGGAAUGGCCGCACUCACGUCCUGAAUAACACCACUCACGGUGCACGAACACAUGCUGACACGGUCGCUUUUGAAGUCUUUCAACGUAGACAGCCAUACCCUUCUAACGCGGAGACCCCGCGGACCAGAGAAAUGUGGGAGGAUUACACCGAACACGACUUCAAAAUCAUGAACCCUGAUAAACGUACGUUGGCGGGCCUAGAGUCGUUGAAGAUAUAUAUUCGAAACGACGUAACAGGGGGAGCAUGUCAAAGCGAAGGAAAGGGAAAGAAUUGAACAUUGAAGGUUCAUGUGUUUAAUUUCAAAUCAUGUUAACUAGGUACCUAAAGAAUAGUCUCUGCUAAAGCAUCAGUCCUA